Messenger RNA from Passer domesticus (house sparrow), 7094 nucleotides. It is a transcript of the gene PLCXD2, whose product is annotated as phosphatidylinositol specific phospholipase C X domain containing 2. NCBI's taxonomy places the organism in Eukaryota, Metazoa, Chordata, Aves, Passeriformes, Passeridae. The transcript is spliced from 4 exons. Gene Ontology annotation, biological process: lipid metabolic process. The coding region runs from base 42 to 1019 and encodes 325 amino acids. Gene Ontology annotation, molecular function: phosphoric diester hydrolase activity. The record is from RefSeq and is a predicted model, not a curated record.
CUGCUCCGGCGGUGUUGGCCCGGCCGCGCCGCCCGCCAGCCAUGAAGGAACGCUGGCGGGCCGGUGCCGUGGGGGCCAUGGCCGACGGCAACGCGGACUGGAUGGGCUCGCUGCCGCCCGCACUGCGCUCCCUGCCGCUCUCCAACCUCGCCAUCCCGGGAUCACAUGAUUCUUUCAGCUACUGGGUUGAUGAGAAAUCUCCAGUGGGACCAGACCAAGCAACAGCCAUCAAACGUUUGGCCAGAAUUUCCUUGGUUAGAAAGAUCAUGAAGAAAUGGUCAGUGACUCAAAAUUUGACUUUCAAAGAGCAGUUGGAAGGCGGAAUCCGCUACUUUGAUCUUCGUGUAUCUUCCAAACCUGGGGAAAUAGGACAAGAGAUUUACUUCAUACAUGGCUUGUAUGGCAUCAAAGUAUGGGAUGGGCUGGAGGAGAUGAAUCGUUUUCUUGAGCAGCACCCCAAGGAAGUAAUCUUCUUGGAUUUCAAUCAUUUCUAUGCCAUGGAUGACAGCCAUCACCACUUCUUGAUCAACAGGAUCCGCUCAGCAUUUGAAUCCAAACUUUGUUGUGUUGAAUGUGUAGAAUAUGUGACAUUACUCUACAUGUGGGAGAAGAAACACCAGGUUCUCAUAUUUUACCACCACCCUUUGUAUCAGGAAUAUCCCUUCCUGUGGCCAGGUAAUAAAAUGCCAGCACCAUGGGCUAAUACAACUAAUGUGCACAAACUGCUUCAGUUCCUGGAGACCACUCUUGGGGAACGAAGUCGUUAUGGGACUUUCCAUGUAUCUCAAGCAAUUCUCACACCUCAAGUGAAAACGAUUGCACGGCAUCUGAUUCGUGGUCUGAAGAACACACUUGUUCAUAGGAACCUGCCCAUGAUUUUGAAUUGGGUGAAAGCACAGAAGCCUGGUGUUAUGGGUGUUAACAUAAUUACAUCAGACUUUGUGGAGCUGGUUGAUUUUGCUGCUACAGUUAUUGCACUGAAUGACCUUCUUUUGGAAGAGAUUGAAUCUGCAACUUAAAUCCGGAUUGCUGUGUUCCACAUGUGCUCCUCAGUGGACAUCUUUGAACUAUGCUUAAUGUUUUACUUGUCAAGUGAAACCUAUUGUAAUCUCUCUUUAUGAAAAAAAGUUUCCUAGAGGGAACGUGGUUAAACAUCACGUACAGCCAGGUCCCUUCUGCUGGAGUCGUGUGGACCUGAGUGAGCCGAGUGCUGUGUGCGUGCUGCUGUGUCUGUCUGUCUGUGUCUGUGUGUGCGUACUGUGUUUGGCUGAGCUGUGCACACAUCUGCUGCUGGCAGGGCCUGGCCUCUGGAGCAGAUGUACCCCAUUGUGGAAUCCAUCUCCUUGGUGACCGUACUCGCAGCGCCCCUGUGUGUGCAUCCUGCCUGCUUCCCAUGGCCAGGGCUCACUCCAGGGAUCACUGCUGAUCCCAUGACACUGUGACUAGGCUGGCCAGGUGGCAUUGUUCUUGGGCCACCUCUGGCAUAACUGGGCUCAGCUGGAGGCUGCUGCUCUGCUCAUUAUGCUGUUUUAAACACUACCUCUGACUUACUUGAAGAGACAAUACUGCUGUUGUUCAGGAGGAAGGUGUUAACACUGUGUUAAAAUAUCCAAACUGUCCUUUGGGCCUGAGAGGUGAAGGCUUGACACAAUCUUUCUUCUCGACCUCUUUAUUUUACUUUAUUACUUCAAUAAAUUAGUUACAACUGUGCUUAAGUAUAUUUCUUUUGGCAUUAAUUUGGAGAAUAUUUCAGUCUUCAGAUUUUGAGGAUUAUGACUCAAGUCUGAAUUCCUGUUUCCUGUGACAUAUAGGAAACAUUCAUUUUGCUGAAUUCCUGGGACAUUUAGGAAACUACAGCAUAACCUUUCUCUUUUACCUAUUGGUCACUUGGGGUUUUUUAAUCCAUCAAAUUUCCUUUGGGGAAAGUCUGUCACCCAGGCAGCCCUUCUCUGGAAGAAGGUGGGCCACGUAGGGACUUGCUUGAUAUUCAGAGAACUGGAGCUGACCUGGACUGCUCAAAGCCCAAAUAUUGGAUCACUGUGAUUUGUGGCUCUCUCUUUUAGAUAGAGAGCCACACCUAUUAAGGGAGAAAUUUCUCCAGUCUUCACCUGCUUGUGACAAAGCAAUAAUCACACAAGCACAGGCAGGUGUUAGUACUGCUCCUUUCUUUAGUCACACUUUUGUGUUGGUUCACAAUGAUAUGUGACCAUGUACGCUUGGGCCAAUGCAAUCGUAUGUUGGUACUUAUCAGCACUUUAUUUACUAGCUGGUAGUAACCUAUGGUCUGAUUUAUCGUCAUUGCUUUUUUAAAAAGCACAAAAGGGACUGAUAGCAGAUAAGUCUCUGCUCAGUGAUCUUCCUGAAGAAACUAUUGUGCACUAAUUAUUCACUGAUAAUGAGUUUGUAUUUAUCUCUAAUCUUAUUUAUUAUAGAAUGGAUUGUUUAUAUACAUAUUUAAUUCAAAGGAAAAAAUCAUCUCCAGAUGUAUUAUUUCUUUCAUUGUUUUAUCCUGUAUCUGCCAUCGUAGUCUGACAGCUAUGAAAAAUCCCAGCUUUUUUUGCUUGUCACAACUCAGGAGAAAUGGAAAGGUUUGCAAACCUUCCAUGUGAACCUUGGCCGAGUUCAGAGCAGACUGUAAUUUGAUUUAUCUGUUGUUUACAUGGCUUUCAUUAGAGUUCCUUGAAUUUUUGAACUGAAUCGUUUCUCAGAGGGAGUUGGGGUUGGGGGAAGUGCUCACUCACUGUCUCUCCGUUCCACUUGUGUCUCAGUGAUAGGGGACAAGUCAUAAAAAUCGGGGUUUGGGAACUAUGUUCAAAUUUCUAGUUUAAUACUUCCUUUUAAAACCACAGAAGAAGGUUUUUAUCUGGCUUGGUAAUUUUUUUUUUCUUGUUGAUGAAACCAUCAGAACCUGUUUUGAACAGUCUGAAAGUUUAUUUAAAAUACCCGGAUUUUCCUUAGUGAAUUUUAUGUUUACUUUACUACUGCUUUACGCAUAGCCCCAGCUGAAACUCGAUGUGGAUUUGGUUUUGUCGGUUUUCUUCUGCAAAUUGUCUUGGUGCUCAGAGCUCAGUUGGGUGUUAACACCGAGGCUGCAGGCUUGGUCCCUGUAUGGGCCAUUCAUUUAAGAGCUGGAUGUAUGACCCGUGCAGGUUCCUUCCAACCCCGAAUAUUCUGUGAUUCUCUAACUUGGCUUGAAUGCCAGUGCGGCAGAAAUAAUACCUUUGCAAGGUUUCCCUGCAGAACCAGAAGACAAAGCAAGGUGAAGUGAGUAUGAUGUUUGUGUUUGACCCUUAAUAUAUUUUGUACUGUAUAUAUAUAUAUAUUUAUCAUCUGCCUCAAAAGAGAUUUAUUUGGUUUAACCAAUAUUUGUAUUGUGUGUGCACAGUAAUAAUUGUUAUUAGUCCUUCUGCUGUAUUUAUUUGAGUAGAGAUGGGAUGGGCUCAGAGCUUUGGUUAGACAUUUAUAAGUGCAAACACAGAAGUUUCUCUAACGUAUUGGCUGUUAGUUCUUGCCUCUUGAAACAUGCUGGGUUUUAAGAGUGUUAGCAGAGGGAAAAGAAAUGGAAAAUAGAUUUAGUAUUAAUGGUUUAAGUGUGUGUGGGGGAAAGCAUUUCUGUAAGUUUGGCCUGCCAGAAGAGACUUGUGUGUCAUUUCAGAGUUUGGUAGUGUGCUUCCCGUGUGAGGAACCUGACAGUCUUAAAUGGUGGGUUGGGCAAUAGGCAGGUAACAUUUGUCUAUGACAUUGUUGGGAUCUCUGUGAUUGAGAUGACCCCCAGAGUGUUAGAAAGUCUCUUUUUCCCAGCUUGGCUCUUGAAGAAGGAGUCGGAAUUCCUUGGCUCUGGUUUUCAAGAUUGUUUAUUUUCUCUUAUCUCUUACAUUCUUUUCCUGACCCACAGAGGUCUGCCUAGCAGGUCGGUUUGUGGCACACUGCCUGCCCUUGGGCUGGUAUCAACAUCUUAUACUAAUAACUACGUGUACUUUAUUUACAAUUAUUUUCCAAUACCUAUCACCUAUGUUAGUGUGUCUCUAAACCAAUCUAAAAGAGCCAGCAUCACACAGAAGAUGGAGGCUAGGAAGAAGAAAGAAGGACAGGGCACCCAAAUCCCUCCAUCUUGCCUCCUGAACCCCUAUUCUAAAAACCUUAAAAUUCUACCUUUUCACCCUGUGACAACAAAUUAUUAUUCUGCUUAAACUCUCCUGACUUGUAAUUCUUUAUACAAAGCUGGUAAUUUGCUCCGUGGGUCAAAAUUGAAUUCACAGGUGUCUUUGACUUCAUGCCAGGGUCUCUGAGCCACCUGCCAGGGGCUCAAACCAUCCAGGAUAGCCAGAGGGAUCCUGAGUUCCAACAUGACGUGAUACCUCCCUUGGCUACUCUGGGCAGCAUUCAUGCUGGUGUUUAGAAUUGGUCCUAGUGUUGUCCGAAACCAUCCCAAGCAACAUGAACUACCUUUCAUCUAUUCUGUUACACAGAGAAAAGCUAUCCAUAUAAUGGGCUUAUCUUGCUUACUCAACACCAAAACAUACCCAGACUUCCUCAUGCUUUGCAAAAUUGAGCUCAUCUAGGUUUGGACUUUGGUCUGUGGACUCUGUUUUCCGGCAUUACAAAAUUAAAAGGUGUGCUGGGCAGGAAGGGAGGAUCAAGGAAGUAGGGCAGUAGUUUGCAUCCAGUGCCCACAUGGAAGGUGUGGCAGUGCUUAGCCCAGUUCUGGGCAGCAGAGUGGAGCAGGUCUGGCAGGUGAGCAACAGCACUGCAGCUCACACUGAGGCACUUGGACAAGUCUGGCCCCUGAGCAGUCUGGCCCUGAGGUCAGCAAAUAACAGCCUGCAAGGUCAGGAUGUGUGAGCUUGAGGAGAAUAAAGAUGGGUAUGAGCACAGGAGGAAGGUGGGAGGUUCUUACUGUUGGUAUAGAUACACAUCUGGCGAAUAGAGUGGUUUUAGUCUUGCUUGUAUAUCCCUAAAGCAGGAAGAGUACACUUUUAAACAGGUUGGGAAGAAAACCUCCCCAGAAGAAUUGUUCUGACCCCUUGACAAUUUGUAGGUGCUGGGAGAGGAGAACCCAUAAAACAAGAAGCUGCUUGAGGCAAAGUACUUAAACUGUGUAUUCUUGAAUAAUUGUACACAUGGUUUGUUAUUAAAGGUUCAGGUUAGUUAUAUACUGUUUUAUGACUGUUGUUUCUGUUCCUGGUGUGCAGUCUCUGAAUGCCAAGCACACUGGUGGCAUUCCUCUGCUCACACUGAUUGCUGCCAUGUGCAAUUUAAGGAUAUCUUUGAGGUACAGUAGACCUGUGUGUAUCCCUGAUGGGAAGUAGUCAGUGCCUGUUAUGGAGUAUUUAUGAGUUUUUAUCCUCUUACUGUGUCUCACAGGUGACAAAAAAAGGAGUUAGUACUAGAUUUUGCAGACUGACAAUCUGUUGGCUUUUACCUGGGGACAACUGUCAUAAUAUAUUGAACUGCAUAGGGAAAUGGUGUCACAGUCUCUGGAAGGGUUCCAAAUGUGUGGAUGUGGCACUUGAGGAUAUAUCCUAGUAAUGAAGACAGCAGUGAUGGACAUGAUGGUCUUGGAGGUCUUGUCCAACCUUAAUAAUUCUCUGAUUCAGAGUAGAUAUGCUGACAGCAAAAAAUACUUGUAUUCUGUUAAACAGCCUCUUUAGAGGAAAGAAUAAAAGGGAAAUGGUUUCUUUGCUCCUAACAUAUGCUGGGCUUUGCUGUUGUUAGUACUGACUUAACUGAAUGUUGGACUUUAAAAGCACCUUAACUGUAAAGUUGAAAAACACUUUUGAGCAGGGAUUUUGGCUCAAAUAGGAGUAGGGCUUCUGCCAACAUGCUCAUCUAAUCUCAUCUGGCUAAGCCUUUGGAAAUAAUUUUUUUGUGUACCUGUCUCAGGUGUCAGAGUUCAUUGAUGCAUCAUUUAGUGCAGACCAAGAUUUAGGACUUGGAUAGAUAAAGAGAUAGAGAGCAUGGAUAUUUUGAUUUAGAAUUGGGUUGCCUAUGGAAGACUUACUGAGCAUGUAUGACUUGAGGUUUACUUGAAUAUGCACUAUUUAAUAAUACAUCCAUAUGCUGUUUUCGUAAGACUUUCAUCUUGACUUCAACACAUAUUUACCAAACCCUAAUAAGCAAAUUUUUUGGUCAGAGGACCACUGUUUGGGACAAAACUUCGGGCAACUUUUCAAUGCUUGUUAAAGCACAGCAUUGUCUAAUGUGGGGAACAGAACUGACUCAACAAUUAUUUGAAGUAUAGAUUAGGUCUAAAUGAAGUUCUUUUGGCAGUGAAAAAUAAGAUAUUUUUUUCCUACUUCUUUGACUAAUUCUUAUUCCAGCUUUGGUUUUUUUUAGCUCAACAGGUGGGUAGAGGAGCCAGAACAUAUGGUGAGAAGCAAAUAAAUUUUAUGCUAAGGACAUGUAUGUAGGACUAACUGUGGUAAGAGUAUGGUGAUUUACUUAAUGAUACCUUUAAUGGUAAUCCUGUUAGCUCUUUGGUUUAGGCUCUUAAAUCAGUCUCUUUUGCAUUAAAAAGAAUCAGUCCCACUAAUUCAAUACAUCUGUUCUUGUUGAAGUGUGCUUAUUUCUAUAUGCAUAUUUAUUUCUCUAAAAGGCUUACCAAGUAAACUGUUAAUUGUAGGGACUGCAAUAGGAAUGUCAACUUUAGAGCUGUAUGCUGAAUCAGCUUAUAUUUUAUAUCCAUGAAUAUUUAUGCAUUGUGUGUUGUCCAGUACUUCUCUUAUCCUCUGUUAGACCUCUCAUACCAUCUAAUUGUGUAUUCUUAAUUUUGAAAGAAAUGUUGAUCGUCACAUCCUAUAUAAAAAUAAUUUAGAUGGUUCUUUGAUUUUUCUCAAUGUCAAAUGUAUUUUCCAGAUGGAUUUUUUUUAAUAUUUAUACUGUGGAAGGGUGCAGCAGGGACCAAGUUAAGAGGAGUUACUAAUUCUCAGUAUUUUGUGCAGUUUGUCUUCUUAUGGCAGUUUGUGCUUUACCCACCUUUCUGAUUGAAACCAGGAUACCUCAUCUGAACUGCAGAUAAUUUUGGGGUUUACAUCUGUUUCUUCUGCUUUAUAUCAUUGGGAGUUUUAAUCCUGAAAAUAAAAAGUACAACUUCA